GGCCCUUCCCGGGGCGCCGCCGCCGCCUACUGUGCGAGGCAGCACGGCCCGGGGCCGGAGGCUGCAUGGUGCCGGUGGGGGCGCCCCGUUCCCUCCCCCGGUUCCUCUUCUCGGCCCCGAAAAGGGUGGGUGGGUGGUCGCCAGGGCGAAGUUUCCAGCGCCGGAUUCCUGCGAAAUUACGACGGCUCACCAGCGCCUGUGUUUUGCUGUCUCUCCCCCUUUUUCCUGCUCCCUGACUCUUCCCUCCCCUUUCCCCCACUCCUCACUCCUCUGAAGGCCAAAAAGACAAGCAAAACCUGCCGCAGACGAAGGCUUUUGGGAUUGUAGCGUCUGCACCUUCAGAAACAGCGCCGAAGCCUUUAAAUGCAGCAUCUGCGAUGUGAGGAAAGGCACCUCCACCAGAAUAUUGAGGAAGUCACAGGACAUCCAAUUUGUUGCUGGGUACCCUGGGACAGAAUGUGUGACAGUAAACUAUCAAGUCAUCUUGACACAAGUACUUUUGGUGUGCAUCGUUGAAGCAUAUUUAUAAGAAGGGAAGUUAUGUUUUGGUGCUCAGGACCGAGUGAUGACAGGGGGAGAAAACCUCGGAUCAAUUCUCAGCUGGUGGCCCAGCAAGUGGCCCAACAGUAUGCCACUCCACCGCCCCCUAAAAAGGAGAAGAAGGAGAAGGUUGAAAAGCAAGACAAAGAGAAACCCGAGAAAGAUAAAGAGAUUAGUCCUAGUGUUACCAAGAAAAAUACCAACAAAAAAACAAAACCAAAGUCUGAUAUUCUGAAAGAUCCUCCUAGCGAAGCGAACAGUAUACAGUCUGCAAAUGCUACAACAAAGACCAGUGAAACGAAUCACACCUCAAGGCCCCGGCUGAAAAAUGUGGACAGGAGCACUGCACAGCAGUUGGCAGUAACUGUGGGCAACGUCACCGUCAUUAUCACAGACUUUAAGGAAAAGACUCGCUCCUCCUCGACCUCCUCAUCCACAGUGACCUCCAGUGCAGGGUCAGAACAGCAGAACCAGAGCAGCUCGGGGUCGGAGAGCACAGACAAGGGUUCCUCCCGUUCCUCCACGCCAAAGGGCGACAUGUCGGCAGUAAAUGAUGAAUCUUUCUGAAAUUGCACAUGGAGUUGUGAAAACUAUGAAUCAGGGUAUGAAAUUCACAUCCUCCACCUGCCCAUGCCGCUUGUACCCCUGGAGAAUCUUCUGUGGACAUCGACCUCUUAGUGAUGCUGCCAGGAUAAUUUCUGCUUGCCAUGGGCAUCUGGCCCCCAAGGAAUUUCGCACCCUGACGAUUACUCUUGACACUUUUAUGUAUUCCAUUGUUUUAUAUGAUUUUCCUAACAAUCAUUUAUAAUUGGAUGUGCUCCUGAAUCUACUUUUUAUAUAAAAAAAAAAAUCUGCUGUGCACAAUUUUCCAUGUACAUUACAACUGGUUUUUGUUUUUGUUUUGUUGGGGGGGAGUGGGGUGGGAUGGGGAGGGAGCUUUUAUUUAUUGUGUUCACAGACUCCAUCCUUUCAGCAUAUCCUUUUAAGUUUAGUUCUUUCUUCCAGUUAUACUAUGUACUAUCAGUUUUGAUAUAACUAUAUAUAUAUAAAUAUAAAAUUAUAUAUAAAGGGUUAUUUGAAACCAAUCCAUGGCAACGCUGGUGCUUGAUACACUGUGAAGUGAAUACAGCAUUGAACAGUUACAGAUCUGGGACGGUCCCUUCUAUGAAAGUGCUGAAAUUAAGUUAAAAUCAGUCUUACGUGAAGUAUGUUCCAACCCACGUGGGAACUUGACUCUCUCAUCUGUCUAAAGAGUACUGGACGAUAGAAAAAUAUAUAUAUUUUUGAAACAAUGUGAUCUCAAAUUAAAGACUGCUCCAGAUAGCCUGCAUUUGCGAUGGAAUAACUGACAAAUCACAAGUGGUUUAGUUGGGAGGGCUUUGAUCAGUCAAAAGUAACGACGAAACUAGCUCCAGAAUGCCAAGUAUUCGUGUAAAUUACGGUUACAUGUUAACAUUGCUGUUCUUACAUAAGCAUUCAUGAAAAUAUGGUAUUCUGUAACUCGAAUUCCAUCCAUUUUCCAGACCUCUACUCAUGUCUGAGGUAGAUUGAUAAAUUGUCUCUUAGUUUUAGGAUUCAAACUGUGUAAUCUGUAUUUUUGGUCCAUACAAGAAGCAAAUCCCUGUCUCCACUUUGCAUGUGGCGUUUUGUUCGAUGGAACUUUGUUUGCCUCACUUCCCCUCGUUUCCCUUACCCUACCCAUUCAGUUGUGAGAAUUCUUUUUCUUUCUUAAAAUCUAGUCUUGUUGUUUUACUGAACAAAGGUUAUCAACCAGUACAUCCAGUCCCCACAUGGAGCUUUUCAGUGUUGGGAGACUUGUCUCAAUUCCCUGCUGUGGGAAGGAACUCAGUGGUGAAUAAAUGGUUCAAGUGCUGGCAGCCAGAGUUGCAGGGAAAGCUCCUACUUCCUGCGAGCCUGUGAUCUUUUUCUUCCUCAACAUAAAGAUAGCUUGAGUAAACUCUCUUUUAAAAAAGAUUCUUUUCACUCUCUUUUUUAAGACUGUCUUGCAAAAACAAACAAAAAAAGGGGGAGAAAAAGAAGACCUCUAAUAUGAAUCCACCCCUCCUCAUUUUAAAGAUGUUCUGUUUCGCUUUGUUUAGAUUUAGGGUCUGUCUUCUCUUUGACGCUUACAUUCAUAUCCGCAGAGUUCAUAGACUUGAGAGUCAUUUCAAGCAUGGGAACUUGAUGUCACCUUCCUUUAUUUGACGUACUUCCGGGAGGGCAGCAGAUUAGUAAUGAAACACCACAUUUUGGUGUGAAAAACCUGGUUUGCUUAAGAAUAGAAGUCACUUCUGUCUGUGGAGGCAACAAGUAAACAGAAAAAUUAACAGCUUGAUUUGAGUAGCCAACAGGAAGGCUCCUUUCACAUUUACAUUAAAACUAUUCCUUAGUCACUUAUGUACCAUCAUUUAAAUUCUUUUCUCAAAGGUAUAGAUGAUAAAGCAGUGCCAUUUGUUGCUGUGGUCCUAUUCUCAAAUGCAUGGACAAUGUUCCCCCUCUUUUUAAAAUACUGCUUGCAUCUGGGAUGCAAGCUAUACUUACCUUUUUAAAUACAUUUUUAAAGUAUUUAUUAAUGAACCAAAGGAAAUCAGAUGCUUUCUAUAAGCAUCAGGAUAUAGAAUACAUAGUGAUUUGACUAUGAAUUUUAAAUCCACAUUUUAAUAUUAGUGGGGUAUUGCAAAGACAUUCCUUCUAAAGUUUUAAUAUUCCUUUUAUUAAGGGUCUCAGGGAGGGUGAAUUAGUCAGCCAUAUUUAUUUUCCAGAGGUGUAAGGAAUUGCUAAGUUUUUUAAUUAACUUUUUUAAAAAAAUUUAAACGUCACCGAACUCAUGUGGGUUGCACUGCUUUUGGAACCAGUAAGUGUUGGUUUGCACUUUGUUCAGAAACACUGUGUACUUUUUCAAAAUUAGUUUCAUGUAAAGUGAUUGGACCCCGAGAUGAGUGGGAAAAGCUGGUUCACCAGCUACUCAGAGGCUGCUAAUUGAUUCAUUGCCAAUGUCUUGGUUUUUCAGUCUUGCCUCCGUGAUAAAUUAAAGAAUAAAUUAAAGAAUGGGGAGGGGUGAAGGAAGGGAGGAUUGCUUUAGAACAGGUGAGAGGAUGAAAUGGCCGUUUUGGUAGAAACUGCAGCGCCUGGUGGACUGCUCACAGCAAUCAGAUGUCCUUGGGCCCAUCCUUUAGCUGCUGUUGUGUAUUCUGUUACGGUAGUGAGGUGGCAGGUGCUUUAGGCUUUUAAUUUCUGAAAUUGAUGACAUCCCUCAGGCAUGUAUUCUGGAAAUGGAAUUCCUGUAACUUUCUGCAUUUGCAGUUUGCCCUACAAUUAGUAGGCAGUGUGUAAAAACAUUAGUGUAGAUGAUAAAGAUACAUAUUAAAAGAGGACCAGAAAUACUUGGUAUUCAGCGGCACAGUAAGCAGGUUAUAAAAACAAAACAAACAAAAGCACAGUGUUACGCUUGCAAGUUUCCAUUCGUUUUGAUACCACACGAUCCUUCACACUCGUGCGUGCACGCGCGCACAGAGCUCAUCUGACCUGCUCUGCUUGAGUCACGCAGUUCAAAAAAUAAUAAUAGUAGUAAUCAGGUAAAGACAUC
Molecule: messenger RNA, 4126 nt
Organism: Physeter macrocephalus (sperm whale)
Lineage: Eukaryota; Metazoa; Chordata; Mammalia; Artiodactyla; Physeteridae
Gene: RYBP
Product: RING1 and YY1 binding protein
Exons: 5
Coding region: 541-1107 (188 amino acids)
Biological process (GO): positive regulation of DNA-templated transcription
Cellular component (GO): nucleus
Molecular function (GO): transcription coregulator activity; DNA binding
Source: RefSeq, a predicted model, not a curated record